Drosophila teissieri is the source of this 1258-nucleotide messenger RNA. RefSeq names its product lipase 3. Gene Ontology annotation, biological process: lipid metabolic process. NCBI's taxonomy places the organism in Eukaryota, Metazoa, Arthropoda, Insecta, Diptera, Drosophilidae. The record is from RefSeq and is a predicted model, not a curated record. The coding region runs from base 44 to 1258 and encodes 404 amino acids. The transcript has 4 exons. Gene Ontology annotation, molecular function: hydrolase activity, acting on ester bonds.
GGCAGCAGUCAUGUCUUAAAGCCCGCACUCCAAGUCGAGCAGAAUGAGUCGCGGAUGGGUGUUCUACGGAUGGAUUGUGCUAGUGGUCCUCUGGCCUGGUGCCGUCAGCGGUCAGGGGACGCCGCUGAUAGACUCCGUGUGCCAGGCGGUGCAGCGCCAGCAGCGGCAGUGCCAAGUGCACCGCGUGGAGACCGCCGAUGGAUACCGGCUGAGUGUGCACCGCAUUCCCGCGCCCCAGAAUCGUCGGUGUCCGCAGCAUCUGCGCCCCUUCCUCCUGAUGCACGGCCUCCUGGGAUCCGCUGGGGAUUUCGUGUCGGCCGGCAGGGGCAGAUCCCUGGCACUGGAGCUGCAUGCGCGCUGCUAUGACGUGUGGCUGGGAAACGCCAGGGGCACCACCCAUUCCCGCGGGCAUCGCACGCUGCAGACAAGUGACGCCCGCUUCUGGCAGUUCAGCUGGCACGAGAUUGGCAUCUACGACCUGCCCGCCAUCGUGGACUACGUGCUGGCGCGAACGAACCGCCGCCAGCUGCACUACGUCGGCCACUCGCAGGGCACCACCGUGCUCCUGGUGCUGCUCUCCCAGCGGCCGGAGUACAAUGCGCGCUUCGCCAACGCCGCCCUGCUGGCCCCAGUGGCAUUCCUCCAGCACCUGAGCAGUCCGCCGCUGCGGCUGCUGGCCAGCGACAGCUCCAUGGCCACGCUGCUGCUGAACAAACUUGGCCUCCACGAGCUGCUCCCGGCGUCGGCGCUGACCCAGGUGGGCGGCCAGUUCUUCUGCACCGCCUCCCGGCCCACCUACGCCCUCUGCACCCUCUUCACCUCCCUCUACGUGGGCUUCAGCGACUAUCCAUUGGAUCGUAACAUCUUGCCACGCAUCCUGGAGACGACGCCGGCGGGCAUCUCGCGGGGCCAGCUGCAGCACUUCGGGCAGCUCAUCAAUAGCGGCAAAUUCCAGCAGUACGACUACCGCUCCCCCCGGCUGAAUACGCAGCGAUAUGGCCAGGCCACGCCCCCCUCCUACCAGCUGGCCAAUGUGCGCCUGCAGCUGCAGAUCUUCCACGGCAGCAGGGACGCGCUGUCCAGCCUGGCGGAUGUGCAGCGCCUGGUCAGAGAGCUGCGGAACAGCGUCACGCAGAUGUAUCAGGUGCCGGGCUAUAAUCACAUUGACUUUCUGUUCGCCUCCUCGGCGCCCCUAGUGGUCUUCGAACGCAUUAUUCAACAGGCCUGGCAGCUGGACGUGGCGUUGGCGGCGCUUUAA